AAUGUAAACAAAUGUAAAUGUUUUGACAAGUGUCUUACAAAUGUUACGUUGGCAUGUAUUCAGGUUCCAUAUGUACAGAAAGUUUCCGGAAAAUAUCUUUUGUUACUCAUAUAUUGUACAUAUUCAUAUGAGUGUUUUGUAAACGAUGGAGAUAGGAGAGCCUGCAGCUUAAUAUAGCGUAUCAUUCACCUUGCAAAAGGAUAAUUCUGUUGGGGCACAAUGAAGAAUGAACGUCAAGAAGAAGAACGCAGACUGGAGGUUAGAGUAGCAGAUGACCGUGAUUUUGAGCGACUAAAGCAGCUGUGUGAUUGUCAUGAUGGCUGGAAUCUGGCUUUCAACCAGCUUCCUACAAAAGUUUGGACAAGGCCAAUGAGAGACACCACAUUUCACAUGAUUAAGGUCUGUACUGUUUACAACGAUAUUGAUGCAAAUGUUUUGUAUGAUGUACUCCAUGAUCCUCAUUACCGACAUAUAUGGGACAAGCACAUGAUUCAGUCAAUUGAUGUUGGAUAUCUAAACCCAAAUAAUGAUGUUUCUUACUAUGCAAUUUCUUGUCCAGCUCCUAUAAAAAAUCGUGACUUUGUCCUUCAGCGAUCAUGGUUAGAUACUGGGAAAGAGCUGUAUGUUUUAAAUCAUUCAGUAUUCCACCAUCAGUAUCCACCUAAGAAAGGCUUUGUCCGUGGUCUUUCCCAUCUUACAGGCUACCUGAUCCGCCCACUACCCUCUGGUGGGUGUUCCUUCAGCUACGUAUCACACUGCGACCCCAGGGGGAAGCUACCUCCUUGGCUUGUCAACAAAGUAACUAAUGUGCUUGCUCCUAAGAUGGUGAAGACAUUACAUAAAGCAAGCAUACAGUACAUAACCUGGAAGAUGCAAAACAACCCCAAUUUAAAGCCAUGGGUUUAUCCAGAACAGAUCAACGUACCACGGAUAGCAUUCAAUCAGUGCACCAAAAGCCCUGCAGAUGAUGCCAUUGAAUAUAUGGAUGAAUCCAGUAUUGAUGAAAAAACCUUGGCUCAUCUCAACCAUGGUGGCUACUAGUCUCCAGGAUCAUCUCUCUGAGGCCUAUGUGAUAUUUGUAGGGAGUGAAAACUCCAAAACAGUGCUUGUUAGUCUUUAAAGAUAAGUUUUGAUAAUUCCUUUUAUAAAGUAAAAAUCUCAAAUUCCAGUAAUGCUAUACGUAUACAAUACUUCAUCAUGGAAAAUUUGAAACCAUUUGGGGCCAUGGUGUUGCACAACUGCUGACUUGCAAGGGAGACCAAAUUCAAACCAUAAAAGAAAAGAAAAUUAAAACUUUCUUUCAGUUACAAUGUGCCUACAAGAUGGAAGUCCACAAGUUAUAUGGGGAUAAUGUUCAUAGUUAUUAAAUACAAGAGCUUUUAAGGAUAUAGAAAAUUUUGUUUCAGGUUGUUGAACUGAAGUAAAAAGAAUUAGUAUUUCACAGUGCUCUUGCUAAUUGUUAAUCCAACAAAAGCAUUAAAAAACUGCUGUUGAAGGCAUUUUUUGGGUCUGUUUGGUACAAAGAUAUCUUCAGGUUAGUAUCAACUUCAGAUAAAGAAUUUCCACUGUAUGAUGUGAAUAACAGUUCAUCUUCAUACAUAAUCAUUCCCAGAAUUUUUUUUUUAUAUCUCACGAGCCAUAUUUGACAUUGCUUUGUGAUGAUCAGUCAUAUCCCCAGAUCUGUUUAACUGUUAUGACAAUAAUAUCAUAUAAACCAGGGUAAAUAAUUACUGUACUUUUGUACCAUUAAAUGAAGAAGCCUCUGUGGGCUCCUAAUGUGAGGCAGUGGUAUAUUGAGGAUGUUUUGGCUACUAUGUGGUGUUGGGUAUUGAAUUUUCUAAUAGCAAAUUAUUUUGUAUAAGAAUACAUGAAUGCCACAUAUUGCAAGUGAUUAGUCAUGUGAUAGGCACAGCUUAUUUAAUCUUGAAAUUUACUUAGUAUGAAUCUCCCAAGUUUUCUUACGCUGGUCAGAAAAUUAAGUUGAAUAUGUAAUGUGAUAUAAAGGCCAUAACUUUGACCUAUGUCCACAAGGUGAGUCAUAUGUCAUGUGCAUUUUUUUUAUCACAUGACCAGUAAAGAAAAACCAUAGCUACAAAACUUCAAGCAAAGAUCAAAUUUUCAAGAAAAGGAUGUUAAACUAGUACAGUAUAGGCAAAAUAAUUUUGUCCCCCUACUUUUAUCCAUGACCGUAGAAGAAAAAUAAAGAGAGAUUUCCUUGAAUGUUCACAAUGGGUUUGAGGCUUAUAGUUUUUCACAACAAAUGUGUAGAAGCUUUCAUUACACUCAGGAGGAUUAAUCGUGAUUAAAGAGUCCUCAUAAAUUAGAAGAAUUUUAUAAGGCAAAGGCAUGUGUCUUUCAUCUAGUAAAUUUAUUUGAUAUUGAUCUAAAUACCUAUAACAUUUAAUAUGGUACGUACUCACUAUUUAAAGCAAAGUCAGCAUUUUUAUAUAAAAUUAAAAUGAUACCACUGGAUGGUGAUAAUGGUUACAAACAAUAUUUAGCACGGGAAAAUAACCAGAGAUUCCCAACUAUGUGCUGUAAUAUGACCAAUCACAGGCAUGAUAUGUUGGUUCUGUGGAUUUGUGUAUCACACAUUCUUUGAGGUAUGUCUAGCUUCUUGUUGCAGCAUACUAUAUUUAUUAUUAUCAUUAUUAUUAUUGUUAUUAUUAUGGUAAUGAUAAAAAAGAUGAUACUUUUGUUUUUUUAUUGUUUAUGAUUUUUGCAGUUUUAUGAGAAAUGCUUACAGACUGAUGAAAUUGACAUAAUUUUGUUGUUUAUAAACAUAUGAAAAGUGAGAUGUUCCAGCCCUCAAAGUUUUAUGAGUCUCCUAUGUCACUUCAAAAGUCAUUUAGUAUGGAAGAGGCUGAAGGAUCAGUGCCAUUCAAUGAGGGUGACUGAUGGAAAACUACUUCAAUUAAUCAUUUUUUCUUAGAGAGUUUACGUUUUCAUUUUCAGUGGACCCUCAUAUUAGUGUUAGGUGUACUUUAGAUUAAUAAAAAUUGCAUGUGCUCCUUAUUAUACCCUUACCUGCCUUUAACUUCCAGUGUGAUAUGGUGUGAUCUGAUAAAGGCAAAUGAAAUAUAGUGUAGGAUUAAGAGAUUCCAGUGUCUUUGAACUAUAUGACUUUAUGAGUACGUAACUGCUAUUUUUCUCAUGAGUUUUCUAAUGAAAGGUUUUCUGUUGUAUUGCAAACCAUACUAUCAAAGAAAUUGUUAGCUUUUUUGUAUUUAUUUUACUACUGUAAAGUACACUUGCAUUCGACGUGCUUGUUAUAUUCUCUUGUUGAUGAAUGAGACAAAAAAUGUAUACUACAACAUUUCAACUGACUCCCUCAGACCCUCCUCCCCUUCACAGAUAAAUAUGCUUGUUUCCUGAUACUGUCUACAUAUUCUUUUAUAAGUUGUUACAAGUGUACAUGAAUGAAAAGUAAGCCUAACAUAAAUAAUAAGUAAUUAUAAAGAUAUUCUGAAACCACUCCUUAUUGAAACCCUUGAUAAUGAUGAUUGUGAUGAUUAUGAGAGUCCUUUGAUCAUGUCUAAAUAAAUGUGUAUAGUGCAAGUGUACUGUAGAUGUAUAUAAUUUUUCAUAAAGAGUAUAAUAUAAUUUGUAACCAUAUAAUUUUUACCACUACUGUACUCACAGUUGUUUUUCAGUUUUGUAAUGAAAAUCCCUUUGAUUGGUAAAUAUGAUCAUUAGACUUGUUUUUUCUAAAUUUCUGACUGGAGAGAAGUAGGUGUUUAAACACAGUAGCUUAUUUCACAUAUUAAAGGCAGUAUUGCAUAUCAAUUUUCUUGUUUGUAGAGUAAUUAGUAAUGCAGCCUUAGAUAUUCAUUACAUACCGUAUCUAAAUUCGUGCUUUGGUUAGAUGACGGUAUUUCAGUGUUUUUGCUACACUGAGAGCCAUAUUCAGUAGGAUGUUUUUAACUUAAGUAGUGAAAGUACAGUUCUUAGCAUAGAUUUUAUCAUGUUUAAGGUUUGUGAGUUAAAUGCACAAUGGAACACUGCAUUACAGGUUGCUUAGUUGAGGAAGCGUCGAUGCUCCAAUUAGUAAGGUUUGUUUCCAGUUUGUGCUUUGGUAUUAUGGAAUCAAAUUGGAACUGAAAGGUUUCUUUCACAUUAUGCAUUUACCUGUGAUGUUUUACUGUUUUAUAAAAGAUUUUAACAAGUUUUUGAAUGAAUAAAUAAAAUGUUUCUGUAUAAAGGAGGAGGAUAGUAUAUGGUGUUUUACUAGUAGAAAAUUAAGAAAAGAUUACAGUAACUUAUGCUACUGGUGACUUAAAAUAACCGAGAUAUUAAAAGAGCCUUUAACCGAGUUUGACUGCAAAUUCAGAGUAGACAUUACAGUUUAAAUUAUUUUUGUAAUGUUCAUUUGUUCCUAGUCAUCUGUAUUGUUUACCUUUGAGUUUAAUAACAUUCUGCCUCUAGUUGUUUAGUCUUAUCCUUUUAAGGCUGUAGAAUAAUUUAAUUGAAUUUUCAGCCUUUUAUUUUGUAUUUUGUAUACGUAUUUUAGUUUGCAGUAGAGCUCAGUAUGUUUAAUACUGUAAAGCAACUGAUGUAACUGCAGUGUAUCAGUUUACAUUUAGCUUGGGUUUUGCAAGUUCAAGUGUUUUUUGUUGCGCAGGGUGAGGACUUUGAUUGAUGAUGAGACGGGUACAUGGGUAAGUCAGGUAUACUUGAAUGCAAUUACAAGAAUAUGCAACUAGUUUCAUAGUUUCAUAAUUUAUUCAUGUUGGACGCAUGUUCCAGAAAUAUGCAGCAACUCCAUUUUAGUAGAUGUUGUCAUUGUGUUUAGUCAUAAAAUUAUAAUUGCUAAACCUGGUCAUUUUCAGUGGACUGAAAAUGAAUGAUGUGUAAAGUAAAUGAUAUGACAGAGUUUAUUUUUCUUUGAUUAAGUAACUUGCCUCGGGUUUAGAUAAUUGUUAAGCUGUUGAUUUUAAAUAAACUAGGAGGUUAUUUUUUAUUUAUGUAUUAAAUGCAGUGUAUUGUGUGUAUUUCUUGUUUACAAAAUGUUAACAACUUUUGUUGAAAAAGAGUACACCAAUGGUUUAAAUCAAAUAAACUGAUCAGUGUAAAAGA
Molecule: messenger RNA, 5076 nt
Organism: Macrobrachium nipponense
Lineage: Eukaryota; Metazoa; Arthropoda; Malacostraca; Decapoda; Palaemonidae
Product: START domain-containing protein 10-like
Exons: 8
Coding region: 220-1041 (273 amino acids)
Molecular function (GO): lipid binding
Source: RefSeq, a predicted model, not a curated record